UUUAGAAGCUAUGUUUUGUUCUGUUGCAGCACAAAUAUAUUAUAUUUAUAUAACUGGGCAAAUGAUUACCAUUCUUGUUUGCUGCUCCGAAGGUCUAUUCGUUAUGGCAAUGAGAUCGGUUCAUUUAUCUAAAGAGUUACAAGAUAUCGAAGAUGAUGCCACGGCCGUAUUUUUCCAAGGAAUGAUGGAGAAGCAUUUAGAGAUAAGAGAAUUUUUUCAACAGAUAAACAAACAAUGGAAAAUACUUUUUCCUUUAGUCUACAGUCAUUCAGUAUACCUCUGCUGCAUUUUAUUGUAUGGAGCUAUUUUUGUCGACAUGGAUGAAUCGUUGCGUCAAGUUACCGCCAUUGUUGCGUUAGUAAUGCUUAUAGGGUGUCUGUUCGUUUCCUGGGCUCUAUCUGCUAUGACAUCAAUGAUCUACGACAAUUUUGUAUCAGUAGCAGUGUUUUCUUCUGUUUCGUUCCCAUUGAGAUUCAAAUAUAAAGUAUGUAUUUUUAUCGAAUAUUUCAUUAUUUUCUCUUAUCUUAUUUGUGUUUUACUGUUUGCACAGAUGGUUUGUUUCCUGAAGAGAUUUGGAAGAAACCCAAUAGGAUUAUCAAUGGGCGGAUAUUUCUUUAUCAAAAGGAAUUUUUUAAUUCGAAUGGCAAGUGGACUUUAUUCAGAAUUUUCUACUUUACUUCAGUUAACUGGAGUUUUGGAUCGAAAGAAAUGCACCAGACACAUUACGAAUGAGUACAGGAUGUCUUUACAAAACGAAACGAAUGUUUAAGAUAGGUCACACUUGCAUUCAGAUAAUCUCAUUUCAGAACUGAAUAUAGAAAUAAAGACUAUCGUAACUAUGGUCCAUUCGCUGUAACUUCGUGCAUGAAACGAAGUAGUAAACCAAAUCCUUCAUCACUUAUGCUACAAAAUGUAUC
Molecule: messenger RNA, 917 nt
Organism: Centruroides sculpturatus (bark scorpion)
Lineage: Eukaryota; Metazoa; Arthropoda; Arachnida; Scorpiones; Buthidae
Exons: 3
Coding region: 11-769 (252 amino acids)
Source: RefSeq, a predicted model, not a curated record